Oryza sativa Japonica Group (Japanese rice) is the source of this 2919-nucleotide messenger RNA. NCBI's taxonomy places the organism in Eukaryota, Viridiplantae, Streptophyta, Magnoliopsida, Poales, Poaceae. The record is from RefSeq and is a predicted model, not a curated record.
UGGACUUGCCAUGCAGAUGCAAAUUGUGCAAUUGCUAGUAGUAUUCUACUGCCAUAGUGCCACAUGCUCUGCCUCACUCUUUCUCUCUCUCUCUCUCUCUCUAUCUCUUUCUCUUUCUUGGAGCUUGAGCUGUGCAUUGAUGGACACCUUGCUCCUCUGAAUUGUUUUCCAGUGUGUGAUGAUCUUGGAAAGAUCACUUUUUGAGGCUUUCCAGUGUGUUGUGUAGUGCUUUAGUGCUUGUGUGCUGGUGUAUAGCUUUGCUUGUGUUGUGUUGUGCCAACCUUGAGUUGAAUAAAGCUUGGGGCUUUAGAGUUUGCUCUUCUUUUUCACAUCCAAGGUGCUGCAUAUAUUCAGGCUCUGGGCUUUUGGACUCUAGUAAUUGCUGGUUGCUACCUCAACUUUCGGCAUCAAGAUCCAAGAAAGAUCAGUAGCCAAAAAAGAAAAGUCUUGAGCUGCAAUCAUUUGGAUUUGGAUUGUGGAGAUUCUCUUGUAGCUUACUCCUUCUCCCCUUACUGUUCUUGCUCUGGCAUUUGGAUCAAAGGGUACACUGUUUCUCAAGGGAGAAGGACAAGCUCAGGAAGCAGCAGGUUCUCCUCAAGGAGUUGUUUUGGAAGAAGAGAUUAAGGUCAAAGAGGAGUUCAACAAUCAUAAGUUCAAGUGGUGAGGAAAAAAGCAGAUGAAGCUCUGCACAGGCAUGUUCAGAGGCUUCUUCUGCUUGAAUCAUCUCCUCCUCUGAAGAAGAACAUCUCUUCUUUUCUUUGUGGAGGAGGCAGCAAUGGAGGGACAUGUUAUUGUUCCACUGGAAAAGUUGAGCUUGGAGCUCAACAAUGGUGGAAUCAUGCUCAACCAUGACAAGGACAUUUCAGCUCUCCAAGAGGAGAUUUCAGCUCUAAGAUCAAGGCAGAGACAUCUUGACCACAGAAGACAGGAGGCACUGGACAAGCUCAUAGACCUGAAAGGAAGUAUCAGGGUUUUCUGCCGGGUCCGGCCAUCGAUUUCGGCCAACAACUUCAUGACCAAAUCGCCGGUUACCGUCGAAAACGAGAAGAUCGUGGUUCGAGCAGUGGGGAUCAAGAAAGAAUUCAGUGUUGACAGGGUGUUUGAUCAGGAGUCAACGCAAGAGGAUGUUUUCCAAGAAGUGAAGCCAAUUCUCAGAUCUGCACUUGAUGGGCACAAUGUCUGUAUUCUUGCUUAUGGUCAAACUGGGACAGGAAAGACCUAUACAAUGGAAGGAAAUAAUGGUAAGCUCGGUAUCGUCCCCCGAGCGAUUCAAGAACUGUUUUCUCAUGCUUCUCAAGACAGUUCAUCCACAUAUUCCUUCUCCAUAAGCAUGCUUGAGGUCUACAUGGGGACUGUCAGGGACUUAUUGACACCAAGGCAGCCUCUCUUCAGGUCCACAGAGUGCAACACAUCGUCAAUCAUCAGCAUACUAGCAACUAAAAGUGGAGCUGUAGAAGUUGAGGGUCUAACAGAUGUUGCAAUUCAAGACCUCAAGAAGGCCAACCAGUGGUACUGCAGAGGACGGCGUGCACGGUCGACGUCUUGGACAAAUGUUAACGAUGUUUCGAGUCGAUCGCAUUGCUUGACAAGAAUUACCAUAAAGAGAAGUAGUGGAGGUACCACUGAAGAAUGCAGCAAGCUAUGGCUUGUCGAUCUUGGUGGAAGCGAGCGGCUGCUGAAGACCGGUGCAUCUGGGUUGACAAUGGAUGAGGGUAAGGCCAUAAACCUCUCUCUGUCAGCCCUUGGUGAUGUCAUCGCGGCACUUAGGCGAAAGAGAAGCCAUGUUCCUUACAGAAACAGUAAGCUUACCCAGAUUCUCAGUGAUUCACUUGGUGAUGGGUCAAAGGUUCUGAUGGUAGUACAUAUCAGCCCUUCUGAUGAUGAUAUUGGUGAAACAGUCUGUUCACUGAGCUUUGCGAAAAGAGCCCGGUCAAUCGAGUCCAGCAAAGAACUUUCAGAAGACAUAAAGAAGCUGAAGCAGAAGCGGAUCGCAGAGCUUGACAAGGAAAUAUGCGACGCCGAGCAAGAGCUCAAGGAUCUCAAUGAACAGAUAAAGAGAGCUGAAACCUCACUUGAAGAGAGGAAGAAGCUCUCUUCAUCUGCCUGUCAGGCUCUCAGUGAUGAGAAGGGGUCACCAAGAAGCACUCUAGUGGUAGUAGGACACAUUGAUUCUGCAGAGAGCCCUCAAGCCACUGAGAAAACAAAGAGCAGAGCAUCUCAUGGAUCAGUUCCUCACUUCAUGUCCCCAACAGUUUGCAGCAGGCAAAGACAUAGUUCAGCAAGCCACUCUGCUACUAAAACAAGGCUGACAAAAUCAGUGAACAGGUAUCCUGCAGCUGAGCUCAGUGGGAGCCAUUCCUUCAGCUACUCAAGCUGCAAGAAUGCAGCCAAGGCUAGGUCAGUGGCAUUCUCAUCUAGCAUGCCCAAGAUGAAAUGUUUGCCACUCAAGUCUGAUCAGAUCAACAUGAGCAACAACAGCAUCGAUUCGACGGCGGCGUCAGCGCCUCGAAGGAGGGAGAGCUUCAUUUCUAGACCAGCUCAGAGAGCUCCCUUGCAUCAACACAGGAGAAGGAUGUCUAGCCUGACAUAAUAUUACAGAAAUACUGAUUGAACAGUUAUGUUUUUAACACCCUGUUUAGUGGUGAUGAAAUGUUUAUGAAAUAUGUUUUUGGUUUUGUGGGUGCUUGAUGGUUUGCUUGUUACCGGAGUAGUUCUUAACUUCUGUAACUAAUUCAGGGCCUUCCUUCGUUGUUUUUGGUUUGGAAUGGAAGGGCAAAAGGGUGUGGGGGGUUCAUGUUAAGUAUAACUGUAAUGGGUUUAACUGAUGCUUUUGAUUGCUCUCUGACUAUGUAAUCUUGACAAAAGAAAAGAAAAACUAUACACAUCAAGAAUUAACAAGGUAUUGUGGCAUUACUUUCA